AUGGCCGGCCGGGGGCCUUCCUACAACCCCAUCGAGGAAGCAUACGCGCUGGCAAACACCAACAAUGGCAAUCUCUCAAAUUCCCAUCCCUCAGCGGUCCCUGUCUCUGCUGCAGACACGGUGAAAUCCUCCCAGCCAAUCCACGCACCCAGCCCUAGUAUAACACCGAAUCCCAGCCCCCCAACCGUUGUUGAAUCUGUUCCGUCACAUUCCACACCCCCCGGAGAGUCUUCCCUUGCCAACACUGCCCUUCACCGGGCGGCUCUGUACGGGCACGAGUCUGUCCUGGGGGUGCUGAUCAGUGCGGGCGCGGAUGCCUCGAUCGCCGAUAGCGCCGGGCUGACGCCCCUACAUCUCGCAGCGAUGGAGGGACACGCCCGCCUGGUGACGCUACUGUUGGACUCACCAACCGGCAGCGGCGUAAAUAUCAACGUGACAACACGGGAGGGUGAAACGGCGCUGCACCUGGCUGUCAAGCAUCAUCGGCCAGAAGUGGUGCAAGUGUUGCUGUGUCCGACACGCCGCCACGCUCUCCAGGUGGACGCGCAGGACUGGUUGGGCCGUACAGCCUUGCAUCUUGCCUGUGAGCGAAAUCGGCGUGAUCUGGUCGAAAUGCUGGUGCAAGCCGGGGCCCAGUUGAUGAUCCGCGAUCUCGAGGGGCAGACGCCCUUGCAUACCGCAUGUCUCGGCAAGAACAUGUAG
Molecule: messenger RNA, 702 nt
Organism: Aspergillus oryzae RIB40
Lineage: Eukaryota; Fungi; Ascomycota; Eurotiomycetes; Eurotiales; Aspergillaceae
Product: ankyrin repeat domain-containing protein
Exons: 1
Coding region: 1-702 (233 amino acids)
Molecular function (GO): protein binding
Source: RefSeq, a predicted model, not a curated record